Molecule: messenger RNA, 463 nt
Organism: Poeciliopsis prolifica (blackstripe livebearer)
Lineage: Eukaryota; Metazoa; Chordata; Actinopteri; Cyprinodontiformes; Poeciliidae
Product: SUN domain-containing protein 3-like
Exons: 3
Coding region: 10-453 (147 amino acids)
Biological process (GO): nuclear envelope organization
Cellular component (GO): meiotic nuclear membrane microtubule tethering complex; nuclear envelope
Molecular function (GO): protein-membrane adaptor activity
Source: RefSeq, a predicted model, not a curated record
UUAGGCCUUAUGAUUUCCUUUUCUCUUAGUCUUGGUACCCCACCUAAACUUUGUUUUGUUCUCUGUUUUCAGGGAAGAACUCAUCUGCAUCCUGGACAAUGCUGGGCCUUUUCAGGCUUCCCGGGACGUUUGGCCAUCUCAUUGUCUCACACAGCCAUCAUCAGACAUGUGUCCCUGGGCCACAUUCGAAAGAUUGUGUCCCCAACGUCCUCCGUCUCCAGUGCUCCUAAAGAGUUUUCUGUCUUUGGAAAGAAGAAUUUAGAAGAUGAGGAAACUCAUUUGGGAACUUUCAUAUAUGACGAAAAUGGAGACCAAAUUCAGACCUUCAAACUUUCUGCUGAUAAAGUUGGCCCCUACAACCAUGUUACACUACAGGUGAACAGCAACUGGGGAGAAUCGGGCUACACCUGCCUCUACGACUUCAGAGUGCAUGGAGAUCUAGCCAAAGAAUGAGGUCAACAAG